Prunus armeniaca (apricot) is the source of this 1035-nucleotide messenger RNA. NCBI's taxonomy places the organism in Eukaryota, Viridiplantae, Streptophyta, Magnoliopsida, Rosales, Rosaceae. The record is from the annotation of a GenBank genome assembly.
AUGGGUGAUUCCUCUGGCACAUUCAAGGUUGAACCUUCAAGUCCUUACUACAUCAAUAAUUCAGAUCAUCCAGGUUUGGUAAUUGUACCAAAGCCUUUGAAUGGAGAUAAUUAUGCAACGUGGCGCAGAUUUAUGACUGUUUCAUUGAACGCAAAGAAUAAAUUGGGUUUCGUUGAUGGAACUCUCAAAAAGCCAUCAUCGGAAUCCAAUCUUGAUGAACACGUGGUAUGGAUGCGUUGUAACGACAUGGUUUUCUCCUGGAUUGUCAACACACUUGAUCCCGAAAUCAGCGAUAGUGUCAUAUAUUGCACCACAGCCUGCGAAAUUUGGGAGGAUCUCCGUGAACGAUUCUCUCAAAGCAACGCUCCUCGUAUCUUCCAACUUCAACGGGAGACUUCAUAUUUGACACAAGACCAAUUGUCAGUUGCUGCCUAUUACACCAAGUUGAAAGGUCUUUGGGAUGAACUUGCUUCCUACACAGAUUAUUCUACCUGUACCUAUGCAGCCCAUGGCAAGCAUAUGCCUCCAUCAGCCAAGAAGCAACGCACGCUUGGAGCCUUACGAGCCGCUGCUAGAACCUCCGAUACUGCUGCCAUGGCUGUUAGAAUUGGACGCCCUAAUCAAAAUCGAUCCACCAAUCGUGAGGAUCGUUGCACUGACAGGUCAGACCAAAACCAUUCCCAGACCUCCAACUGUGAUGACCGUCGCGCUGGAUCUUCAAGAAAUCGACCCCAUUGCACCCAUUGUGAUGACGAUGGCCAUCAGAUUGAUACCUGCUGGAAGCUUCAUGGGUAUCCAGAAGGUCAUCCAUGCCACAAACCUAAGAAAAAUCAUGGUGGUCCAUCUUCCAAUCAUGUUUCGGAAGGCCCAACCAAGGAUGAGAUGCAAUCCGUUAUGUCCGGCUUUUCAGACCUUCAAAUUCAGCAAAUGUUGGCUAUCAUGCAUGACAAACCAGUGCCUGACAAGAAAUCCCAGGUCAAUGUCGUUGCCACCAAUAAAGGACCUUGCUAUGAGGAAGACGAUUGGUUUGGGUAA